AUGAAAAAUAGUCUCAAUACUCAAAAUCAUCAAAUAAUUGAUGAAGAGGGCUCUGCUUCCCAAUAUCAACUCGUCGAAGGAGAUCAAUCAUCCAUGGAAAUAAUUGAAGGGAAUGCACAAUCAGGCUUCAGAGGCAAAUUUCAAGCUCAAAAGGCAAAAUUCAUCAAAUUUAAGAAUAACCUCUAUGUUAAACGAGUAACAGCUGUGGUAUUGUUCUGGUUCAAGUUAUUAUCUGGACCAGUAAUGGCAUUGCCAUUCUUUUGUGGUGCAUUAUCUGGCUGGGGAUCCACAGUCGAUAUUGACAGAUGUGCUGGAAUAACCGCUUGGUUGGCUUGCUAUUGGAUUCUUCAACCUGUUCAUGUAACAGUAACAAGUUUUAUGCCUCUGAUUUUGUUUCCAUUAUUGGGAACUACAAGUGGAAAGAAUAUGGCCAGUGCUUACUAUAAUGACACUUCAAUUCUUUGCAUUGGUUCGUUUAUUGUGGCAGCAGCAAUUGAAAAGUGGAAUAUUCACAAGAGAUUUGCCUUGUUUGUGUUGAGUUUUAUUGGAUUGAGACCUAGAAUACUCUUAUUUGCCUUCACAUGUUUGGUUGGAUUCAUUACCAUGUGGAUUUCGAAUAGUGCAACCACUGCAAUGUUUAUUCCAAUGGCCAAUGCUGUUAUUACCAGUAUUAGAGUUAGAAAUGAAGAGAAUCCAAAUAAGCAAGAAAGAGAAAGGGAGGAAAUCAAGAUUAAAAAAUUUGCCAAAGCACUUUUCAUGAUCAUUCCAUUUGCUAGUUCAAUAAUGGGUAGUUCAACCUUAAUUGGCACUACAACAAAUUUAGUUAUUGGACAAGUAUUGAAUUCUCAAUUCAAGAAGCUUGCCACUUCCACUAAUAAUCCAGUAACUUUUCUUAAUUGGUUCAUUUAUGCUUUCCCACCAAUGAUUGUACUAUUAAUUAUAACAUUCCUUUACUUCUUGAUUGUAUUGGUAAGAACUAUUAAUCUCAAAGAGGAAGAACCUAUUUUAACAGAAAUUGAAUUGGGUCAAAAUAAUUUGAAGGAGAAUUUACUUGAAGAAUCUGAAUACUAUGUCGAAAAUAUCAACGAAGACCAAGAACCAAUUGAGAACAAUGAUAAGCUCUUGUCUGUGGCCACAAGCGAGAGUGAUUCAAACACUUCCAAAAAGAAGAAGAAAGACAAAAAGAAGAAACUUCCAAAUGUCUUCAAGAAGGAAUAUAAGAAAUUAGGAAAAAUCAAGUUUGAAGAAAUAGUUAUUUCCCUCCUUUUCUUGGUAAUGUGCUUGUUGUGGUUGUUGAGAGAUCUCUCAUUUGGAACAACUCGAAUUUCUUGGUCAUACUUGGUGUUUUUCAUGAGUGGUAAACCAGUCAAGAAACAAGAUACAGUAAUGGCCUAUCCAACGGAUGGAACUGUAGCUAUAGUUAUUGGAAUUUUACUAUUCUUCAUUCCAUCUUUCAAUAGAGCUGAGGCACCAAUUGUUGAACAAGAAAGUGACAAAUCUCUCACUCGCAUGCAACGCUUUAAAGCACAGCUUUUUAAAUGGAGAAACACAACUGGAAGAAUUAUGGAAUGGAAAGAAGUUCAAGAAAAGCUUCAGUGGGAUAUCUUAAUCCUAUUGGGUGGCGGUUUUGCAUUGGCUCAAGCUUUUAGUGAUUGUGGAUUCUCAGAAUUCGUUGUCAAUGUUAUGGUCGUUAAACUUGAUUUGGCCAAUAAGGUAGCUCCAUACACAUUAAUGUUCGUUAUUGUUUUUGGUAUUAGUUUGUUAACAGAGUUGACUACCAACACAAGUAUUGCUGUUCUUUCAAUGCCUGUUUUGGCUGUUCUUGGUCCAAAACUGGGUCAGAAUCCAGUUUUCUUCAUGGCAUCUGCAACAUUGGCUUGUUCGAUGGCUUUCAUGACUCCAAUUGGUACCGGACCAAAUUUGUUAGCAUUUUCUGCUAAACAUUAUUCUAUUUUUGAUGGUUUAUUACAUGGUGGUGUGAUAAAUAUCAUUGGUGUUGCAGCAAUCAUGUUGGGUUCUAUGGCCAUGUUUCCAACCAUUGGAGUUGUCCCUAAUGUUAUACCAGAUUGGGGAAAAACAAAUUCAACUACCCAUUCGAUAUUUUAG
This is a messenger RNA of Naegleria gruberi, 2106 nucleotides long. RefSeq lists its product as uncharacterized. Gene Ontology annotation, molecular function: transmembrane transporter activity. The record is from RefSeq and is a predicted model, not a curated record. Bases 1 to 2106 code for a protein of 701 amino acids. Gene Ontology annotation, biological process: monoatomic anion transmembrane transport. NCBI's taxonomy places the organism in Eukaryota, Heterolobosea, Eutetramitea, Acrasida, Naegleriidae. Gene Ontology annotation, cellular component: membrane. The transcript is spliced from 2 exons.